This is a messenger RNA of Penicillium verhagenii, 1164 nucleotides long. RefSeq lists its product as uncharacterized. The transcript is spliced from 2 exons. The record is from RefSeq and is a predicted model, not a curated record. NCBI's taxonomy places the organism in Eukaryota, Fungi, Ascomycota, Eurotiomycetes, Eurotiales, Aspergillaceae. Bases 1 to 1164 code for a protein of 387 amino acids.
AUGCCGCAGUGUGAGCCCAAGACGGGCACCAAGAGACGGGGCAAGUCGAACAAAGGACGCACUUUGGUUCGUUGGGAUAACGACAAGGAUAUAUUGCUUUUGCUCACUAUCCAGCAAGUCUGCAAUUACGAAGGAAUCAAGGUCCCAUGGUACCUAGUUGCCGAGACUAUGGGCGUUAAGUUCACAGAAGGUGCAAUCAUCCAGCACCUUUCGAAAGUCCGCCUACGUCGCAUGCAGGCCGGAAAGCAGGUUCCACCCCCGCUGCGCCGCUCUGUGCCAAGUCAAGGAUCCAAAGGAACCUCAGCAUCAAGCAUGACUGCUGGACAAGGCAAGGGCAAAAAGAGACAGCGUGAAGUGACGCCAAAUGAUACGCCCGACGAAGAUGCCGAUUACGAGAGUGAUGAUCCCCCGUACACUACAAAGCCCAACCGAGCCAAGCGGGCCAAGGCCAAAGCCAGAGUCUCGCUGACCAAUGGAAGGGGACAGAAAGGGAAGAAGAUCACUCCCAGAGAAAUCUCCCCCGAGGCCGAGGAAGAAGAGUCCCGUGUGUGCAUUGGAGCCGAUUUCCUCAAACUGAGCGGCGAGGAUGCUCAAACCGACGCAGGAUCUGACAAUGGGCUCAGUAGCUCCGAAACUGACGGUCGUGAGUCCGAAUUCGAGGAUGAGGGGUCGGAAGACGAGUAUAUGAUGGACGAAACCCCACAACGGCCGUCAAAGGUAGUCACUCUGCCCGUUAGACAGGCCGCACUCCAAAAUCUCCAAGAAACAGGCACUGCGAUCCCUUCCGAGGCCAUCAGUGGUGUGAAUGAAUUGUCCGGCCCCAAUGGGACUUAUUACAAUGACCAGAAUUUGUACCCUCAGUCUCAGACUGUGCCGACUUCUCAAUUCAUCGAAAGUCCUUACCUUUACCAACCCGCCCAUUCUAUGUCAAACUAUAACACUGGCAUGCCCCAAAUGUUCAACACCAACGCAAGUUAUGGAUUCCCCGAUUUGAGCUCUGACUUGUUUCCCCUCGUUUUUGGCCCCAAUUCAAUGAUAAGCCAACCGCAAAUCGAACUGAACUUCGGUGAUUUUGAGAGCUACGCGGGCAUGGAUCCGUCCGAUGGGCCACUCGGCAAUCAGGUUGGGGAUUACCUGGCUUUGCGAGAGAAUGAGCUGAACUAG